This is a messenger RNA of Calidris pugnax (ruff), 1549 nucleotides long. RefSeq names its product protein-O-mannose kinase (gene POMK). Bases 342 to 1403 code for a protein of 353 amino acids. The record is from RefSeq and is a predicted model, not a curated record. Gene Ontology annotation, molecular function: ATP binding; carbohydrate kinase activity; protein kinase activity. The transcript has 2 exons. Lineage: Eukaryota; Metazoa; Chordata; Aves; Charadriiformes; Scolopacidae. Gene Ontology annotation, cellular component: endoplasmic reticulum membrane. Gene Ontology annotation, biological process: protein O-linked glycosylation; carbohydrate phosphorylation; protein phosphorylation.
GGCGCCGCUGCCCCCGCCGCCGCCGCCGCCACCGCCGGCCUGCGCGGCCGGGAAGCGCCCCGUCCCUCCUUCCCCCGGCCACUACCGGGUUUUUCCGGGGUCAGGCCCAAGCCCUUCCCGGCUGGGGAAGCGGGAGGAUGAGCAGAGGGGACGAGCGUGGAGCUGACGGCCCGUUUUAACGGGGACGGCGGGGGAGGCCAGGCGCGGCCUUUCCCGUAGGCUGUGGGGUGACUGUGGUGGGCCUGGGGUGAAAAAGCCCCCGGGACGUUCACCCCCCGGCAGGGAGGAGGGUCCUGCUUAGCCUGCCUCUGCCGGGGGAGGAUGCGGGAGGCGGCAGGGUCAUGGAGAAGAAGCCACACUGGAUUGGGAGGGAGUUUGCUCCCAGGGAGGUGUCCUCCGUCUCCUUGGCCUUGCUGCUGGUGGCCGUCCUGCUCCUUAACGCCCUCCUCUACCUGUCCCUCAACAAGUUCUAUGUCUCCCGGGGAGGCGCUGAACUGGACCCCGGCCUCUGCCCGUUUGGGUACUUCAAAUGGGGAGCGGCCAAGAACUGCUCCCCGUGGCUCUCCUGUGAAGCCAUAAACAGGGAGGUCAGGAAACUCAAGCGUGUGGGUGAAGGCGCUGUGAAAAAGGUCUUCCUUUCCGAGUGGAAGGAAAACAAAGUGGUCCUUUCACAGCUCACCAACUCCGAGCUGAAGGAGGACUUCCUCCACGGACUGAAGAUGCUGAAAGCACUGCAAAGCAAGCACGUCGUCCGGCUGCUUGGCUACUGCGAGCAGCAGUUCACAAUCCUCACCGAGUACCAUCCUCUAGGCUCCCUGAGGAGCCUGAACGAAACUCUCCACAUCCCCAAGUACAAGGGCAUGAACACCUGGCACCGCAGGCUGAUGCUCGCUAUAGACUACGUGAGCGUCAUUCGGUACCUGCACAGCAGCCCUCUGGGCACCUUGGUGAUGUGUGACUCCAACGACUUGGACAAGGUCCUCUCUCAGUACCUCCUAACAAGUGACUUUCACGUCCUGGUGAACGAUCUGGACGCUUUGCCUCUGGUGAACAGGAGUGCUGGCAAGCUGGUGAAAUGCGGUCACCGGGAGCUCCAGGGUGACUUUGUAGCUCCUGAGCAGCGUUGGCCCUAUGGAGAAGACAUGCCAUUUGAGGAUGACCUCAUGCCUCCCUAUGAUGAAAAAACAGACAUCUGGAAAAUCCCGGAUGUCUCCAAUUUUUUCUUGGGCCACGUUGAAGGAAGUGACAUUGUGCGACUGCAUUUGUUUGACAUCCAUGCAGCAUGUAAGAAGAAGGACCCGGCCGAAAGGCCUUCUGCUCAAGAGGUCUUAGACACCUACAGGAAGGUUUUAACUCUGCUUGUUCGGGAGGCAGCCAUGCCUGGUGCGAGGGAAAUGUUAUAGUGAAUCACGAGACAAACAACAGACUGAAGUUGAUGUUCUUCCUAUUUAUUUGGCUUGCCUGAAGGGCAACAUCUCUGUCCCCAGAACGGAGAAUGAAAGAAUAACUUUAUUUGUACCUUUUGAUUAAAUAAAAAUUCCUAUUGGCA